This is a messenger RNA of Colletotrichum destructivum, 453 nucleotides long. RefSeq lists its product as uncharacterized. The record is from RefSeq and is a predicted model, not a curated record. NCBI's taxonomy places the organism in Eukaryota, Fungi, Ascomycota, Sordariomycetes, Glomerellales, Glomerellaceae. The transcript has a single exon. Bases 1 to 453 code for a protein of 150 amino acids.
AUGCGCUUCGAAGUCGUGACACUCAUCGCGGCGCUGGCAACCACAAGCGUCGCUGACCUCUUGUGGGCUGUUGUCGAAUGUGACUGGAAUGGAAACUGCAACAGAGCGCACUCCACAUUCUACACCAGCUACGGCUCCUACACUGUCGACGCCUCCGAUGGCUGCCGGGGGACCAGUGUGCCCGGCAUGACCGAGUUCUGCCUGGACUGGAGCCGCAGCCGCGGCCACUUCAAGUACAGCCAUCAGUCUUUCAAGCGCUGCCUCGUCAUGACGGGCAUCACCACGUUGAACCCCCCCGGAUCCUCUACUUCGAGCUGGGAGGAGCGGGCCUGUACGUGGAGGCUCCCGGCGCCUGAGGAAGCAUCCAACCCGGCGAACGGUACCGCAGAAGCCACCGUGUCGGUGGUGGCCGAGGACCCAGUCCCGGUUGCGACCGGCGCCCCCCAACAAUGA